This is a messenger RNA of Sycon ciliatum, 2064 nucleotides long. RefSeq names its product zinc finger protein 70-like. NCBI's taxonomy places the organism in Eukaryota, Metazoa, Porifera, Calcarea, Leucosolenida, Sycettidae. The record is from RefSeq and is a predicted model, not a curated record. Gene Ontology annotation, biological process: regulation of DNA-templated transcription. The coding region runs from base 205 to 1014 and encodes 269 amino acids. The transcript is spliced from 5 exons. Gene Ontology annotation, molecular function: RNA polymerase II cis-regulatory region sequence-specific DNA binding; DNA-binding transcription factor activity, RNA polymerase II-specific.
UUCACUACACACGACACUAGUCGUCGCCUUGUGUUUCUUGUUGGCUGCUGCUGCCAUUCCAGUCAGUAUUCUAGGAGCUAUCCUUUCUGGUUAGAGGUUGCCCUCGUCUUGCCCAGCUGUCAGGAAGUCCGAUCGGCACAAGGAUCCGGCGUUUCAAGCCCACGCCCGCCUCUGCAAGCUAACAAAUCUCACUGAUCGAUCCUGAUGGCGGCAGAAAAAGCCCAUAUCGCUGCUGCUCACCUCUCCCAGCUACACGAUCCAGCCCUGUUCGCACAGCCGGCUUCUUCAGCAGUCACCACGACAUCGGAGGACCUGGCUCCGUUGUCCGUGCCCUACUCUGCGGGUGGCGAGGAGGGCAGCCAGAAGAAAACUGGUGGAGCAGGUCGUCUCCUGCAAGCAUUUCGAGUGAUGAGCACCGAGUUUGUUCCGCAGGGCAAGGAACCCGACGAGGACGAGGAGUACCUGCCGCCACGGCGCAAGACGAAACGCACGCACUCCGAGCCGGCGGCGGCGUCGUCGUCGUCAUCCAGUCGUGCAAGAAGUCAGAAGCGCGCGCCGCGUGCAAGCAACUCAACGUCGUCGACGACAGCAGGCGGUGGUGGCGAUCAGGAAGACGGAGAGUGGAGCCGCUAUGACGACAACGGCGUCACGCGCUAUCGCUGUGAACUGUGUGGAAAGCUAUUCAAUAACCGCAGUAAUCUGCUCCGUCAUCUGCCCAACCACUGGGACAAGAAACCGUACGAAUGCGCAGACUGCGGCAGAGCAUUUCCGCGCCGUGGCCAGCUGAUGCAGCACAUCCGCUCUCAUCAGGACGAUUUCCCGUUCAAGUGUCCGAGCUGCACAAAGAGCUUCAAGUGGAAGCAGAGCCUGCGACGCCACCACUGCAACCGCAGCUACGCCCAUCUGUCACGUGACAUCCACCACCCACGUUCCAACGCCACGCCGGCACCGCCUCCGAACGCGCGCUACCUGCAGAGCCUCAUCCCGAUUGAUGCGAUUGAUACAGCACUCUGAGACGUUGCGUGUUGUAUGCAGUCGGCAUUGUAUUGGCCCGCCUCGAAUCUUCAAGCGGCUCUUCGCCUGGCCACUUGAUCACCACAUACAUACACCUGCUGUUCCCUCAGCCACAUAAGAAUAAGCCGCCCGAUGCAGCUGGCAUUGCGUUUCGAAGCAGCCGAGCUGCAUGUCAGUCCAGCAAGCAGCAUCAGCGAUGAUUAGCACCCCGCGCAAACAAGGCAGCUGUCCACAGUGAUCGUAACUGGCUUGACGAUCAGGUAACGUGCGUUGUCCGGUCGACAUGCAUCCUUCAGCUUGCUACUGUGAUACCACCCAGGUCACGUAACACUUUCGGACACAUCGGCGUAAAGAUUCCGUCAUACAAGAUCAGCUUCACUCGCGGAAACCUCGACAGGGUCAAGGCCAACGCCCCCAAUCAUAAGUAUUUGACCGAAAAUCCGAUCACGCAGCAGUAUGCUAUACUAGGUACAAUAGAACUAUACUUGGUGUCAUUAUUAUGAAAUUUUUACAAUUGAGAAACAGGGGCCAGGUUUCUGGAUGAACGCUUUGGCAUAGAAGCUUUGAUAUGAAUAGUUACGAUAUUAUUUGGUCGCUGGACCUUGGCCUAUUUGUGGAGAGAGAGAGAGAGAGAGAUAGAUAGAGAUAGAGAUAGAGAUAGCAGCAUUGAACACAUUUUACUGAGAAUCAGCAUCUUCUUGUAUUGACAGCAUUGUAGUUAUUACUGUUAGAGAUGGUGUGCAGAGGCUUCUUCCUGCCCCAUUCAUUGCUCCGUGUCAUCUUUGGAAUGACAGACAUUCGAGCCCGAUCGUGUAUAGAAACAAAACUCAACAACAUUGUCGUAUUUCAAGUCGUGUUCUGUCCCGAGUCUGAAGCGUCGCUGAGCAACAUCUUCAGAGCUACCGGUAUCUAUGGUCGAUGUAUCUCCUUCUACACGACUACAUGCACUAUCUGUCUUAUCUGUCAUCAUUUCUUUGAUUUUCAUCCGCUGUCCCGUUGUGUCCGUGCAUCUUGCACUUGUUUUGUGAAGAACAAAAAUAAGAAAGUGCA